AUGUCUGAACUUGUGAGCGCUCUCGUGUUGAAACCAGACAUCUCAAAACCCCGUUGGGAUCAGAGCACGUUCACGGGUAGAGCCAAGGUUUUCUCAGGCCUUCUUUUGAAACAAGAAAAAGAAAAAGAAGUUUUAUGGCUAGCUCAAAAAAUCAAAAUUUUUCCACAUUGUGUAGAGAAAUUGCCUAAAGAUCUAGUUGAAAAUUGUGAAAACUUUGACUUUGUGCACAAGACGUGUCUAAUUCGCCACCGGUUCAAAGAUAUGAGAAAUUUGAGGUCUUUUUUGACCUUCAAUGAGUCUGUUUUUUCGAGUCGGAAGUUUUGGAUGUUAAAAUUUGUGAAAUCUCAGAGUGUUAUUUUGUCAAUCUUCAAAAGAAGAUGAAAAAUUGGUUUCAAACUUUAAGAUCAGUUUGAAAAUCAAGAGGUCUUUAAAAAAAGGAUAAUAUCGAACUUUUUUUUUCAACCGGAAAAAUCCCGGUCAAUUUCGAUUUUUUCAGCAUUUCUUCGCUGUGACGAGUCCUUUGAACUUGUUUCACUCCGAUGGCACUUUGGAUCAUUUCAAAACUGUUGUCGAUGAUUACAAGUUCAUGGCCAGAACAUUAUUGAAGAUGAUUGUUUGUUUAGAAAAGGAAAUUUUGCCUCAUCGCUGACCGUUUCACAAUUGUGGAAGGCUAAACACGUCGUAGACUCAGCUUUUCAUCCUGUCACAGAAGAAAAAAUGUUUUUGAUUGGCAGAAUGUCGGCGCAGGUGCCAAUGAACAUGGCGAUCACCGGAGGAAUGCUCACCUUUUAUAAGUUUGUUUUCUGGUUAAACACAGGUUCCAAACUCAAAUUGAAAUUAUCGUUUAGGGAAAAUUGGUUAGUAAUUUUCAUUUUGAAUAUUGUAAAAAAAAAUAAACUUUUUUUCGAUUGAUCAUUUUUUCACGGCUAGCUUGGGGUUAUAUUGAGCUUUCAAAUUGUUUUGGUAUUGCAAAUAGUUGCUUAAAGGCAUAGGGGCAGUAAAAAACGGUGUUUCAGUUCAAAGCAGUACUUUGUAGAGCUUUUCAUUGCAAAUCGAACGGUGAACUUAGAAACGUAUCAAAUUUCCUAGUUUUGGAAAAAAAAAAAAAUUCAAAGUCGGAGAAAGCAAAGCUUGAUUUCCCGCCAAAAGGGCGCUUUGCAGUAAAGUUGCUCUAUGGACAACAGGUGGUAUGAAAAAACCACCAGCGAAAGUUCGAACGGCGACUUUUCCGAUUUUUUCGUAUCGCUAGGGAACUUUCCGACGGAUCCCUUUCCGACUUUUUUCCCUUAAGUUUUUCGGUUUAUAAAACAUCUAUAAACAUUGUUUUUGUCUAUUUCUUUGUGUUUUAAUCAUUAACCAACUAACUUCUUUAUAUAGGAAGAUUUAAAACGAAGAUUUUAUCGAGAAAAAAAGUCGUAAAAAGAUUCGUCGGAAAGGUGGCCGUCGGAAAGUUCCCUAGCGAUAUGAAAAAAUCGGGAAAGUCGCCGUUUGAAUUUUCGCUGGUGUUUUUUCAUACCACCGGACAACAGGCUACGCCAUUUUCCGGAUUUUCGCUUUUUUCUUCGUUUCUUUCAAUUUUCAAUUUUUUCUGUUGCCACAAAAGUUCUUUUUGUCACAAAAGCUUUCUAUUCAUGUAUAAUUUGCAAAUUUUGAUUGAAAAAAAGCUUUUCUGGUGAAAAAUGAUGAUUUUACACAGGUUUCGAUUGGGAUAGUGAUAUUUUGUGUUUUCUUUAUUAUCGUUGUGUGUUUUCUGUUUUCUUAAUCAAUUUUUCAGAGAAGAAACCCUUAAUUUGAAGCAGUUUUUUGUUUGACUAAAUCUUUUUUUCUGAAAAGAAAUCUUCAAUUUGACGUAGAUUUCCGGUUAUUUCACUCAAAAUGCGAGUCUAUUGAUACGUCCGCAACAUCGCGUGCACGGCUACUGUGAACAGUUGUCUGCAUACCGAUCCAAAGUUUUUUUCAAAAUUAAUGGCGGGAAAGUAAAAUCGCGUUUUUCUUCUAAAGUUGUCACACCUGUAAUUUUUUUGAGUACACCAUUCGAUUUGCAAAGAAAAACUAUACAAGAUACUGCUUUCACCGGAAACCCCAUUUUUUUACUGCCCCUAUGCCUUUAAAGCUAGUUGAAACAAAUUUGUUCGUCAAAACUUUCAACGCAUUUUGACCAUCGUUAUUUUUUGAUCAAAAUGAGGAGCGUUUUCAAUUGACUACGAAAAUACUUUUUCGCGUCAAUUUUUGCGCUGAAAAAAUUUUACCGUCCCGCCUAAGACAUUCUCAAAAACUUUUUCAGGUCUCCUUCCGCCGUUAUCUUUUGGCAAUGGCUGAAUCAGUCUUUUAAUGCAGUUGUCAAUUAUACCAACCGUUCGGGUGAAAGUGGCUCAGUUAGUCAGGUUAAAAUAAAAAUUCGUCAUUUUUAUGAGUCUCCAUUCUAGCUUUUGGGAUCUUACUGCGCAGCAACCGGAGGAGCUCUCACCGCAGCUUUAGGGCUUAAUUCACUUGUGAAGGUUAAAGAUCAACUUAAAGAGAAUUUCAAACUUCUUUUUCAGAAGGCGCCGCCACUAAUCGGACGAUUGGUUCCAUUUGUUGCCGUCUGCGUCGCUAAUGCCAUCAACAUUCCUAUGAUGCGUAGUGGGUAGGUUGAGGCUGAAAAGUGUCAAAUCAAAAUAAGGACAAAAAAACUGUCAGUUUUAAAAAAGGGCAAGGAAGUUCUUUUCACAUUUUCUGAAAAAAUUUUUAGUGGCCUCCAAAGAGGCUCGCCAAGAACUUUUUUGGAGAGGACCCUGAAGUGGGCACUAAAACCACCUUUUUAGUGGCCACUGUAGAGGCCCCUUCAGUGGUUUUCUAUCCAGAAUUUUUUUUUUGGGUUUUUUCCUAGCAUUGUACCCCUUAAAACUCUGAAUGACGAGGUUCUGGUCAGGAACUUUCUUUCCAUCAUCUGUACGGAGCGAUUACAUUAAUAAAAUUAAACAUGUCACGUGCUUCAAAAUGUUAUAUAACUUCAUCCGGUCAAUCCAAAAAAUAGGAACAUCUCAAAAAAAAAUAAAAUAGAUCGGAGCUGUUAUGUUGAUGCAUUGGCCACUAAAACUUUCUAUGAUCUAGUAGUGGCACUUAGGCUUCUAUAGUGCUCACUAAUUUUAGGCCCCUAAGUGGCCACCAAAAUGUCAAAUUCCUAUAGAAGCCACUAAAAGUUGUCCCAGUAUCAGAGCACUCGAAAAACUGGUUAAGCCAAAAAGAAUCGAUAAUAUUAAUGGCGUGUUCAUCGGAAAAAACGAAAUUGCUUUGGAACGCAAAAAAAUGCUUCAAAUCGAAAGUUAAUAUGGUUUUGGAGCAACUUUGGCGCGCCGAAGAACACGAUUUUUGUUUCGAAGCGUGUGCCGUUUUUCCGAUGAACACAUCAGAAGCUUUUCCAUUUCAGAGAGCUUUCGAAAGGCAUCGCGAUUGUGAACGAAAACGGAGAAGUCGUUGGUCAUUCCCAGAAAGUGGCCAGAUCUGCGAUUGCUCAAGUUGUCAUUUCGAGAAUUGCGAUGGCGACUCCUACCUUUGGUACGAAUUUUUGAAUCAGUUUUAUUUUUCGAAUAAUUUAUUUUUCAGCUUUCAUUCCAAUUGUUGUGAACGCUCUCGAGCGCAGACCGUAUUUUAAGGUUAUAUUUAUUUCUGCUUCAUAAAUGGGUACUUAAAAAAUUUUUAUUGAAAAUUUUGAUGCAUGAUAAAGCUUUCAUUUGUGAAGUUUGGAAUUUCGAUGCGAAUUUAGAAAAUACUCGUCCUAGAUUAGUAUUUCUCAUAGUUAUUAUCUGCAAAAAUUUUUUUAUUUUUUUCUGGUAUAGAUUUAGGAAUUUCGCGUUAGAGGAUGAGGCUUGCAACCAACAAUCUUUAAGAUUAAAAAAAAAACUUGAGAAAAUAAAAAUUUGUCUACGAAAAAUCUCAUUCAAGGGAUUCAGACAGUACUUCUGCAACUUUUUAGAAAAUUAUUUUUUGAACAUAAACAAAAUAAAUCGAGUUCCGCUUAUCCUCAUCAGCGCAUUCUCAUUAGAAAAUCCAACACAGAAUUAUUUUUUGUGAGUGAAAUUUCUUUAGGCUAACCCGCGAAUUUUCUUGCCACUGCAAACGGCUCUUUGUGGCAUCGUGUUGUCGAUCUCAACGCCAGUUGGCUGUGCUCUUUUCCCGCAGUCAACUCCCGUCUCCCUCGAGCAACUUGAGCCUGAACUAGCCCACAAAAUCAAGAACCUUUCUCUACCCCCCAAACAGCUUUUUUGUAACAAAGGGCUGUAG
Messenger RNA from Caenorhabditis auriculariae, 4263 nucleotides. The record is from the annotation of a GenBank genome assembly. NCBI's taxonomy places the organism in Eukaryota, Metazoa, Nematoda, Chromadorea, Rhabditida, Rhabditidae.